UGUGCAGAUGACGUGAGUUAUUGUUUAGUGCAGGAAAUUUUCUUUUUGGCUUCGAUCUGUCUACAGACAUGGAUUUAUUCUCUUUUUUACUAAGUACUUUUGUUUUUACAGCUGUACUUAAGGAGCCUACUACAAAUUCUGGGAAUUUCACAACCGUCGUUCCUGGAUAUGAGCUGCCUGAUCGUCAAUUUGAGAAUGUUGCAGUCUUCAGUCAAGUAUCGAAAGCAUCAUUGACUGUACAUAAUACCCCAGUAUCUGCUGACAUGGGGGACUUCACUGAACAGUAUGACGAACAUGAUUUGACCAAGGAGACUACAGUUAUUCAGACCACUAACACACUGAGAUCUGAAGUGGAAACUGUGGAGCAUAUCCAAAUGUAUACCACAGACACAUUUGUUGCUGGAAUGAGACACCUCAAACAAGGUUAUGAUGAGUACAGUGUGACAACAGAACAAGCUGAAAUGGGCACACUUACCCCUCAAUCAGAGGGCAAUACAACAGUAGGAAAUGACACAUCAGUAUUACAUAUGGAAAACAAGCCGUUGUGUGUAUCUACCAAUUUUCUCAAAUUAACCACAAUCAUGAUAAUAUUACUCGGUGCUGCUCUAAUCAUAGCAUCUACCUGGAGAAUGUGGAGCUACUAUUUUAGAUUCCUCUCUGUUGAGUAUAAUAUUAAAUACACAAUCCAGUAUAGUAAUGGAGAAUUCCUUACUGUCGAAUAUCUUGAUACAGUUACUGUUUAGAGUCCUUAAAAUUCCCCCUCCACACACUUAUCCAUCACACACCCAGAAACAAACACCUCCUCUCCUCUGCUCCACCACGCUUAGUUUUUGAUCCCCUCUCAUCCUCUAUCCUUCUGCCCCUAUCCAUACUUUCUGAUUGAUUCAUUACUGCAUAUGUAAACACUCACACAUGUCCCCCCUCAACACACACGAAAAUAUACGAAAUUCGAAAAUCCUCUUCAGUCAACAACAGUGUUAUAGGGGAUACAGUUACGUUCAAUUUCUUUGACCCUUGUAUCACAGAGAACAAUUGUACUUCUGAAAUCUGCAUUAUACUAGCUAAAUUAAGUGUAUGUGAAGUGAAUUAUGAUGUGAAGAGUGUAAUUUUCUGGGGGUAUCACAUGAGCACCUAGUAUUCUGUCUAGUCAAUGUUACCACCUGCACGUUUCUAAAUUACCCUUGUCCAGUUCAUGAAAACGGAGAAUAUAGGUAAACUAACAAUUUCAGGUGAAUAUGAGAUUGUCACACAACGUGUUACACAAAGCAAAUGACUGUUUGACUAAAG
This is a messenger RNA of Schistocerca americana (American grasshopper), 1287 nucleotides long. RefSeq lists its product as uncharacterized. Lineage: Eukaryota; Metazoa; Arthropoda; Insecta; Orthoptera; Acrididae. Bases 69 to 743 code for a protein of 224 amino acids. The record is from RefSeq and is a predicted model, not a curated record. The transcript has 3 exons.